This is a messenger RNA of Pseudogymnoascus destructans, 2236 nucleotides long. RefSeq lists its product as uncharacterized. The transcript is spliced from 4 exons. The coding region runs from base 413 to 1957 and encodes 514 amino acids. The record is from RefSeq and is a predicted model, not a curated record. Lineage: Eukaryota; Fungi; Ascomycota; Leotiomycetes; Thelebolales; Thelebolaceae.
CAAAAAACAAAAAACAACAAUCUCUCAGACAUAUUUCGAGAGUUAUCCGCUGUAUAUUCUGCUUGGACGAGGCUUACCUUUCGAUAUUUAUUUACUCGGAAGCUUGUCUAUUGUUUGCCUUCUUUUUGCCACCUUCUCUUCCAAUUGCGAUUGUGGUUUCACUUGCAUCCAUCGCCACUCUAACAAUCCACACCACCAAUACGACAUUUGUUUCUCGAGCACGUCAACAAAACAACAUCUGACAGCAAAUCGAAAGCGCAUUAAUCUUUCUAUAGAUCAGAUCAAUCUGUUCAUCUUCGCUUUGUAUUAUUCAGCGAUCAACUUGUGUAUUUCCCGCACAUUUACGUCUUCUACUACUGUUCCCCGACCCCACCACCAAAAACCCCUUAUCAACCCAACAGCACCCGAUAAGAUGCGUAUCUUCAGCAAGAGCUCGUCCAACAGGAGGACAUCUUCCAAGCCAUCUCUAAGUGAACGCUCAGCUUCACUCGCCUCCUCAAGUUCCUCACUUCAAUCUCCGACUGGAAAACGCUCGUCACCACCAACUAGGUCGGGACCGACUCCAUUAUCUCCAACAACAUCCGCCCCGUCGUCGCAUCGUCCUCAGAUCCCAAUGCCUAAAGCUCCAGAUCCACUCGUCGACCCGGCGGCAUACCUGCGCAGCAUCGGGUCAGUCAGGGCACGAUGCUCAGUGUUACUGGAGAAGGCACUGGAUAAUGAUUUAAACCAUUUCGAGGUCGACAUGUCCAAGUUUGACGAUUCGGUGGCUUUCGUUGUUUCAAUCAUCAAGCGAGACUUUGCACCGCACUAUUCUACGAUUCCCCCUCAUGGACGCUGGCAACAUUUUAAUGUCGGCGGGAAAGAUAGGGUUACACAUCUUUUACAGUCAUGGCCCAGCUCUGUCGACACGUCUGAGCGGACCCGCCGCCUUCUCGACCUAUUCCUAGUUUCUGUGCUUCUCGACGCCGGAGCAGGCACUGCUUGGUCUUACAAAUCGAAGGAGAAUGGCAAGAUCUACAGCAGGAGCGAGGGCCUUGCUGUCGCGAGCUUGGAAAUGUUCAAGACGGGCAUGUUCUCCAGUGACCCAGACCAGCCAUUCCGAGUCGAUUCCGACGGACUGAGGCGUCUCACAGUUGAGACCAUGGGCAAGGGCCUCCAGGUCACCUCACAGAACCCGAUCGCUGGCCUCGAUGGCCGCGCGAACCUCCUAAUCCGCCUCUCCAAGGCUCUGGAAAACCGCCGGUACUUCGGUGAUGAUUCACGACCAGGAAACAUCAUUGAUUACCUGAUUUCCCACCCAACCACCCAAAUCUCCUCCGUCCCCAUCGUUCCCCUCCCGACUCUGUGGCACGUGCUCAUGGACGGGCUCGGACCCAUUUGGCCCGCCUCCCGCACAGUAGUCGACGGAGUCAGCCUCGGCGACGCCUGGCCCCUCUCUUCCAUGCCGCGCGAAUCGAAUAGUGCCGAGUGGGAAACCAUCGUCCCAUUCCACAAAUUGACGCAGUGGCUCUGCUACUCCCUCAUGCAGCCCAUGUCCGUGCUGAUGCACAUCCACUUCGCGGGCACGGAACUCAUGACCGGGCUCCCCGAGUACCGCAACGGGGGACUCUUCAUCGAUACCGGUGUGUUGACGCUCAAGUCGGAGCAGAUGAAGAGGGGACUUGAGGGUUUCUCGGCUGAGGCGGAUCGUAAUGGGCAGAAGUGUAUGGAGGUCGUGCCGAUGUUUGAGGCGAGCGAUGAUGUGGUUGUGGAGUGGCGCGCGGUCACGGUGGGCUUCCUGGACAUGCUGCUCGCGAAGGUGAAUACCGAGCUGGGCUUGAGUGGGGAGGAUGCCCUGUCCCUGGCGCAGAUGCUGGAGGCGGGUAGCUGGAAGGGUGGUCGCGAAAUCGCGGAGGUCACAAGACCGAAUACCAAGGAGCCGCCGAUCAUGAUUAUUAGUGACGGGACGGUCUUCUAAGCAACCUGCCUGAUGGGCUGGAUUUGAUUAUGACCCGAGUUGUGGUCAACUUUUUACCCAUUUUUUUGUUUCUAUGACUGAACGACACCCUCGACGGCGAGUACGGCGGGGCGAAUACGAUGGAUUAUGACGACUAUGAUACUAGAGAAAGGGGGGAUAGAAAGGGGGAUUUUCUGCAUGUGGUGGGGUUGAUACUACUAUACUUUCCUGUUAACCCGCGAUGGGCUUGGAUUUGGGAUGCAUCUGCAUUUUCGGUAGCAGCAUGGGAUGCGAGGGGUU